Messenger RNA from Maudiozyma barnettii, 456 nucleotides. It is a transcript of the gene UMP1, whose product is annotated as Ump1p. The transcript has a single exon. Gene Ontology annotation, biological process: proteasome assembly. The record is from RefSeq and is a predicted model, not a curated record. Bases 1 to 456 code for a protein of 151 amino acids. Gene Ontology annotation, cellular component: nucleus; cytoplasm. NCBI's taxonomy places the organism in Eukaryota, Fungi, Ascomycota, Saccharomycetes, Saccharomycetales, Saccharomycetaceae.
AUGAACGUGAUACCUGGCAACAACUUCAACUCCUCAGUGUCUACCUCUCAGGAUACCCUACAUCAAUCAAAUGCUGUACCUUCGCUACCUGAUACUCUGCGUCAACAAAAUGGUGGGGCAGUACCAUUAUCAAGUCAAAUAGGUAACCGCCAUCCGUUACAAGAUCGUAUAAAUAACUGGGAAACUACCCAGAGAGAGAGACAAUUGGAACAGUACCGCCAGAUCUUCGGGAUUGCCGAACCAAUGAAACGUGUCAUGGAAGUAGAAAUCAUUGAAAAAUCAGGCUUCAACCCAAUUCACAGCAAUGGAAAUUCGCUACAUAAAGAUAUCCUGUUAAAUAAAGAUACUUCGAUUGAUUGGGAAGACGUUUAUACUACAGAUGCUAGUGGAAACAUGGCUUCGACCGAUGUUGCUAAAGAUAUUCAUACUUUGAUGGAAAAUGAUUUGAAAUUAUAA